Messenger RNA from Oncorhynchus gorbuscha (pink salmon), 4103 nucleotides. It is a transcript of the gene ect2, whose product is annotated as epithelial cell transforming 2. Gene Ontology annotation, biological process: activation of GTPase activity; intracellular signal transduction; regulation of cytokinesis, actomyosin contractile ring assembly. Bases 381 to 3368 code for a protein of 995 amino acids. Lineage: Eukaryota; Metazoa; Chordata; Actinopteri; Salmoniformes; Salmonidae. Gene Ontology annotation, cellular component: cell cortex; nucleus. Gene Ontology annotation, molecular function: GTPase activator activity; guanyl-nucleotide exchange factor activity. The transcript has 26 exons. The record is from RefSeq and is a predicted model, not a curated record.
UUGAAUUCAGGUUGAGCGAACUUUGUUGUCCACGGGCGUACAAUGUCCCAAACAAAAUGGAUUAUGCAAACAAACAAUUAAUUCCGACAACCAAAGUUAAUUUCGCGUUUUCAGUAUGCAUUAGAUAAGAUUUAAACCAGGAGUUACGUAAAUAUUUGUUUGUUGUACCGCAAACGCAUAUAUAUAUAUAUAUAUAUAAAUAAUAGAUAAAUAUAUAUGUACUUUUAGAGACAGGAAUAACCUGCAGAUAGCAGUGUCAAUUCAGUUAGCCAACCGCUAGCUGAACUGGUCGACUAGCCAGUUUAUAACUGUCACCUGCGAUUCUUUGUUUUGUUAUUUCCAAAGCUUUGGGAUUGUGCCACCACCCCUGUCACACUGCCAUGGCUGACAGCAGCAUAGUUACUUUGGGGAUGGCUCGUAGCCUGCUGGUGGACUCCUCUGUGUAUGACUCCAGGUUGGCUGAGACUACUAAGGAUGUAUUCCUGAGUUUGGACUGUGAAGACAUGGAAGAAAUGCUGCAUCGUGUCGAAACCAGAGUCGUUCUUGUGGGAGAAGCUGCCAAAAAUGGAGCACUUGUUAAAGCACUGCAGGCCGUCAGAACAAUGGAAGUUCCGGUGGUUAAGAUUAAAGGAGGGGAACCGGGUGUUGAGGCUGGAGAUAAAUUUAUAAAAUCCAUAGUCAAUAUGGAUAUCAACGUGCCUUGCAUAAAGACAGACAAUGUCAAAGAGUUUGGAGAUGGAGAAAACACAGAGUUUGAGACUGUGUUUGUGCUCACAGACUUUGCCUCGCCUGACUACAGCUACCUUUACAAACAUGACAACCGGAUCGUGGGCCCCCCCGUUGUUCUGCACUGUGCGGGACGAGAGGAGCCCCUGCCAUUUUCCUCUCGUCCUUUAUACUCGACCACCAUGCUCAACUUGUCACUGUGUUUCACUGGUUUCCGCAGCAAAGAGGAAGUUAAAAACCUGGUGAAUCUGGUGCAUCACAUGGGUGGCGCCAUCCGUAAGGACUUCAGCACUAAAGUCACCCAUCUUAUUGCAUACUCCACUCAUGGCGAGAAGUACAAGCUUGCUGUGUGUAUGGGCACGCCCAUCCUCACCCCAACAUGGAUCCAUAAGGCCUGGGAGCAUAGAGAUGAUGUUAAGUUCCAUGCUGGAGAUGAAGAGUUCCGCACAGAGUUCAAAGUUCCCCCCUUUCAAGACUGUGCACUGAGCUUCCUGGGCUUCUCAGACGAAGAUAAGACCAACAUGGAGGAAAGGACAGUCAAACAUGGCGGCAGCUUCUUGGAGGUUGGAGAUGAGAAGUGCACUCACAUGGUGGUGGAGGAAAACUCUGUCAAGGAGCUGCCAUUCGUCCCGUCAAAGAGACUUUAUGUUGUCAAACAGGAGUGGUUCUGGGGGAGCAUACAGAUGGAUGCCAGAGCAGGGGAGUCCAUGUACUUCUAUGAGAAGAUGGACAGUCCUGUGAUGAAGAAGGCUGUGUCCCUGCUGUCCCUCAACACACCCAACAGUAACCGGAAGAGGAGGCGUCUGAGGGACACUCUGGCCCAGCUCACCAAGGAGACGGAGAUCUCCCCCUUCCCUCCCCCCCGCAAGAGGCCUUCUGCCGAGCACUCCCUGUCCAUUGGUUCUCUGCUGGACAUCUCCAACACCCCAGAGACCUGCAAGGCCCUGGCAGAACACUCCCGGCCGUCGAAGAGCUCUACACCUGCUGUCCUGAAGCAGUCUGCAAGAUGGCAGGUCUCCAAGGAGUUAUACCAGACAGAGAGCAACUAUGUGGAUAUUCUCACCACAGUCAUGCAGUUGUUCAAACUCCCCCUGGAAAAGGAAGACCAAGUUGGAGGACCCAUUUUGGCUCAGGAAGAAAUCAAGACCAUCUUUGGCAGCAUCCCAGACAUCUAUGAUGUACAUACCAGGAUAAAGGCCGAUCUGGAAGUGCUGGUUAUGGACUGGUCUGAGGACAAGAGUGUCGGGGACAUCAUUCUCAAAUACUCUAAAGACCUGGUGAAGGCUUACCCACCAUUCGUCAACUUCUUUGAGAUGAGCAAGGAUACGAUAGUCAGGUGUGAGAAGCAGAAGCCACGUUUCCAUGCUUUCCUCAAGAUCAAUCAGUCGAAGCCCGAGUGUGGGCGGCAGAAGCUGGUGGAGCUUCUGAUUCGCCCCGUGCAGAGACUGCCAAGCGUUGCCCUCCUUCUCAACGAUAUUAAGAAGCACACUGCCGAUGACAACCCUGACAAAAUCACUUUGGAGAAGGCAAUCGAAUCACUCAAGGAAGUUAUGACUCAUAUAAACGAAGACAAGAGAAAGACCGAGGGACAGAAGCAGAUCUUUGAUGUUGUCUAUGAAGUUGACGGCUGCCCUGCCAACCUGCUCUCGUCCCAUCGCAGCCUGGUCCACAGGGUGGAGACCAUCGCCUUGGGAGACAAACCCUGUGACCGAGGUGAAAGUGUCACACUCUUUCUCUUCAAUGACUGUCUCGAGAUUGCCAGGAAGAGACAUAAGGUGAUCAGCACAUUCAGGAGUCCUCUGGGCCAGAUGCGGCCUGCAGCCCAACUCAAACACAUCACCCUCAUGCCUCUGUCCCAGAUCAGGAGGGUCUUGGACCUGCAGGAUACAGAGGAUUGCCAUAAUGCCUUUGCCCUGGUGGUACGCCCGCCCACGGAGCAGGAGAAUCUUCUCUUCAGCUUCCAGCUGACCACUGAGGACACAAUGAAGUCAACCUGGCUGAAGAUGCUCUGUCGCCAGGUGGCCAAUACCAUCUGCAAGGCUGACGCGCAAGAUCUAAUUCAGUGCACUGAGCCUGACUCUGUCCAAGUGAGCACAAAGGAUAUGGACAGCACACUGAGUAAAGCCUCUAGAGUCAUCAAAAAGACUUCAAAGAAGGUAACGAGAGCCUUUUCCUUCACCAAAACACCCAAACGGGUGAUCCAGAGAGCCUUCAUGGCCAACAGCACCCCAGAUGACAAGAGCCCUGGCCCUAGCUCUGAGAACAUGAGCCGUGUGGGCAGCAGUGCCACCCUGUCUAUGGCUCGCUCUACCUCCACAUUCAACCUCAGUGGUUCCACCAAGAACUCUGCUGCUGCCGUGGUGCAGCGCUCGAACUCCCUGGACAACGCCCCCUGUCCCCGCCUCUGUGUUCCCGUCUGUAUUCACACCCCUGAUCCCACCCCUAGUCUACCCUGCCCUGAGGAGACCCCACCUAGACCUCAAACCACCCACACCAUGCCUCCUUACUCUACCAGCCCCCCUUCCUUGAGGAUCCCGUCCAAAGGGAGGAUUCCCCCUGGGGCUUGCAGGUACCUGAAGGUCCCCUACUCUGACCCCCGCAAGGCAGGCUGCCUGAGCCCCCGCAAAGAGACCCUCCUAUAGGCGGCUGCCUGACCUCAGACUGAUGCGAUGCACUCUCCCUCCAUGGUCAACCUGCCAUCCAUGUUUGAGAGGAAGUACCACACGUUCAGUCGCUCCACAACCCACCUGUUCUGAUUGACUCAGAGGGGAUAAACCCAGCACGCUCUUCUGCACCGUGCACCCCUCACUAAUUCAAUUGGCUCACCUUUCUGCAAUGGUACUGCUGAUUGGCAGGUUCUGUAAGUGUUUUAAUUAACACAAGUUCAGGCAGAUAUUGUCCGACUUGGAAAAUGAAGGAUGUGUAUACCCUUGUAUUUAGUGUUUACUUGCAAUGUUAAAAGUUGGCUUUGUGUGUUAGACAUUUUGACAUAUGUAAUAAACAGCCACAUAUAUAGAGAAGAUACUCACUGACAUUUUAUAUAGUUUUGUCGUAGAGGUGUAUAUAAUUCACUGAAUGAUUAACCAAUGAAACUAUUUCUUUGUUUUAUGGGAACAAGCCUGUUGGUUUCACUUACUGUAGUUUCCAGCUUUUAUAAAGCUCUUGAAAUGUUUUUACUUUUUAUACAAAUGAUCAGGAAUAGUGAACAAAAGCAAACAUAAGCUGUAAGUGUGUCUGUUUGCUGUAGUUUUUAGGUGAUUUAUUUUGUUGUCAAGUGGUUGUUUUUGUUCAGAAGGGACUGGGAAUGAUGCUGCAGUACAUAUUUAUUCUUCAUAAUCAUUUUAUAAAUAGUCUAUAAAAAGUAUUUUCUCUCUUGC